This is a messenger RNA of Sphenostylis stenocarpa, 780 nucleotides long. The record is from the annotation of a GenBank genome assembly. NCBI's taxonomy places the organism in Eukaryota, Viridiplantae, Streptophyta, Magnoliopsida, Fabales, Fabaceae.
AUGGAGGAAUUAUCUCAUCAAGUGAGGGUGUUACAAGCUCAGAUCACAGAAGUACAUCAGAGACUGAGGUGCAACUUUGGAGCUUUUGAGAAGAUCAAUAAUUUAGAGCAUCUUAAGCAAAUUGAAGACUCAUUACGGGAAUCAAUCCAUCGAGUGAACGUGCAGAAGUUACAGGAAGGGAUGACAUUACCCUUGAUGAUGGCAAGUCUGCAAGAAUCCCAACCCCUGUCUUGGCUUUUGAAUAAUGAUAAUCAUCAAUUGUUGUUACCAAAUGAACCAAAAUUUCUACCAUUUAGUGAUAAUACCAAUAGAGACGCUGAGUGUCCCACUGACAUUUCACUUCCAAGCUAUUCUAGUUAUAUUGGGAGCAACAAACUUGAAGUUGGGAGCUCUCCCCAAGUGACAACAUUGGGUCAAGGAGGGGGUGCAAUGAAUGAGUUAAGUGGAACUUCAUACCUAAAUGUACAAUGUUGUGACCAGUUUGCGUUCCCUCCUCCACAAGAUAUUGAGGAAGUGAAACAUUUCCCAACAAUGAACAAUAAAUCAAACACUGCGGAUUACCAAGUUAACAACUUUGAUCUUUCCAGUUCACUAUUUGAUAAUGGACAUCAAUUUUUGAAUUCUGCUUCAGGGUCUUGUGGUAUUGCCAUGUAUAAUGAGAACGGCUACCAUAGGGUUGUGCUCCGCAAAUCAGUUUGUUUAAAAUGGAGAAGAAGAGUGGAGAUGCGGGGUAUCGAUCCCCGUACCUCUCGCAUGCUAAGCGAGCGCUCUACCAUCUGA